CCAUGGCAUUUUAAGUCCCUCAAAGCAAAGCCUCUUACCUCCAUCCCCAUCCCCAUAAACAUAUCAUAGUGUUAAUUAUCCAGCAGCUGUAGCAAUGGUCAUUGUGAAAAGAUUGGUAACCAACAAGGCUGUGGUUAUAUUCAGCAAGAGCUCUUGCUGUAUAUGCCACAGCAUCAGGACACUGAUAUGCAGCUUCGGGGCAAAUCCAACUGUUUAUGAGCUUGAUGAACACCCAGAUGGUCAACUAAUCGAGAGGGAACUCAAAGCUUUAGGGUGUAAACCAUGUACACCAGCGGUUUUUAUAGGACAGGAGCUGAUUGGUGGAGCCAAUGAGAUUAUGAGCCUGCAUCUCAAAGGCAAGCUGGUCCCUAUGCUCAUCAAAGAGAGAGCUAUAUGGCUCUAAUACCAUUGUGUUGUAGCCAUCCAUAAACAGAGCUAGAGCAUUUUGUUAAGCUCUGGCAUAUUUAAUUAAUUGAGAAUAAUCAUGAAUCGGAGAAUAAGUAGUAGUUAACUAGGCUGGCAUUUUGUCUAGCCAUGCCAUAUAUGAUAUAUGUAACUUAUUUGGUUUUCAACUUUUUUUCCCUUAUGACAAAUAUAUGCACACAAAGUUGAGACCAUAUAGCAACGGAAUUUCUCUAUGAAAAACUUGAAUCAUAUCGAUUCAGAUGAGUCGUGUCAUAACUUCAAGAAUUCAACCACUCGGAAAUGUAAUACAAUAACGUAACGAGAUUUAUCAUAAUGUGGAAAGGCCUUUUAUCAUAA
Molecule: messenger RNA, 762 nt
Organism: Lactuca sativa (garden lettuce)
Lineage: Eukaryota; Viridiplantae; Streptophyta; Magnoliopsida; Asterales; Asteraceae
Product: monothiol glutaredoxin-S2
Source: RefSeq, a predicted model, not a curated record